CAGGCCCAUUGGAAGAUUGCUGAGGCCCUCUGUUGGAGAAUCACCGAGUGCUGCGGUUAGAGCUGCUGUUAGAGGGCGCUGCAGUCACAGUUUAAAGUUUAGUAAAACUGAUGUUCUUGAAUUGGGUGUUUCCUGAAUCGCAUGCUUCAGGAUUUAGGAAGGAACAACGCCUGUGACAUCAGUGGGUUUUCAAGAAAAAAAAGUCGCUGAAACUGUGCAGCAAAGUAAGAGAGGGCCAGAGGUGCCUUCUCGAGGUCUAAAUAGAAAUCCUAAGGGACUCAGAACACACAAGGGGAAAUAGGACUUGUAAACUUUUUGAGAAAACAUGUCAACUUCGGACGACACAGACGGUCUCCGACCUAAAUAUGGGUCUGUUCUGGAUGGCAUGGAGCGGCUCACUGCUGAGGAGAUGGAUGAGCGACGCCAACAGAACAUGGCUUAUGAAUACCUGUGCCAUUUGGAAGAGGCUAAACGAUGGAUUGAAGCCUGUUUAAAUGAGGAUCUCCCGCCCACCACCGAGCUGGAGGAGGGCCUGAGGAACGGCGUGUACCUGGCCAAGCUGGGAAACUUCUUUGCUCCCAAUGUGGUCUCUCUCAAAAGGAUCUAUGACCGGGAACAAACACGCUACAAGGCCACUGGGCUCCAUUUCAGACACACAGACAAUAUCAUCCAAUGGCUGAAUGCAAUGACAGACAAGGGCCUUCCUAAGAUUUUCUAUCCUGAGACAACAGACAUCUACGACAGGAAGAACAUGCCCCGAUGCAUCUACUGCAUACAUGCUCUCAGCCUCUACCUGUUUAAACUUGGUCUUGCGCCCCAGAUUACAGACCUGUAUGGCAAGGUCGCCUUCACAGAGGAGGAGAUUAACAACAUGAAGAUUGAAUUAGAGAAGUACAACAUUCAAAUGCCAGCAUUCGGCAAAAUCGGUGGGAUUUUAGCCAAUGAGCUCUCAGUGGACGAAGCAGCCUUGCACGCUGCUGUGAUCGCCAUCAAUGACGCCAUAGACCACGGAGUCCCUGAAGGCACCCUAGCUGCCAUGAGAAACCCAAACGCCACGUUACUGCAACUGGACGCUAGCGCUGCCCAGCAGUACCAUGACACUCUGUUCCAGGCCAAGACUGAGAAAGUGGCCAACUCCCGAAAGAGAAUCGGAGAGAAUGCGGAGGCUGAAAGGGAUGCUUACGAUGAGUUGCUCACACAUGCUGAAAUCCAGGGAAACGUCAACAAAGUCAAUUUGACCCAAGCAUUGAAUUCAGCGGAACAGGCCCUACUGAGUGGUGAUGAGGACAAGCUGUACGACACUCUCCGUUCCCCUGCGUUAGGUCUGCAGUCCGUGCAAGCUCCGAACAAGGGAUGGUACCUCAAACAGCUGCUGGCCGAUCGAGAGCAGAAGGAACCGAAUGUCCCAGGAGAGCCUCUGAUGAAGGAGGAGUUACAGAGUGGGGUGGAUGCAGCCAAUGCACAAGCAGCGGACUAUCAAAAAUUGCUGCGGGCGAUGGAGAGGAUUAAUGCUGCCAUCAGAAAAGGUGUAGCAGAGGAAACAGUGAAUGAACUGACGAACCCAGACGCCCAGCUGCCGCAGGUUUACCCUAGCGCUGCAGAUCUGUACCAGAGAGAACUCGCCAGCCUGCAACAGCAGAGCGCAGAGGGCUCUUUGUCACACCCCGAGCUGCUGGUUGCUGUGGAGAUGCUGUCCUCGGUGGUGCUGAUAAACGAGGCGCUGGAUGUAGGGGACAGGGCAGCAGUGUGGAAACGGCUCAGCAGUAACCUCACCGGCCUCAGCAACGUAGAGGACGAGUUCGCCCAGAGAUAUAUCGAUGAGUUGAUGCAUCUGAAGGCAGCUGCGCGGGAGGAGGGUAGUGACUUUCUCACCUGGAAUGACAUCCAGGCCUGUGUGGACCAGGUCAACAAUACUAUUCAAGAAGAACAUGAAAGGAUUGCCGCUAUUGGUCUGAUCAACGAGGCUCUGGAUGAAAGUGGUCUACAGAAGACAAUGGCUUCUUUACAGAACCCAGCCGCCAAGCUAACAGACAUAGAUCCAUCUUUGGCUCAGCAUUACUAUGAUAUACUGCAGGAGGCAAGGAGAGAGAAGGCCCACGAAUGUGGAGAUCCUUCUGCAGUACUUUGGUUAGAUGAGAUCCAGGAUGCGAUCUUAAGAGCCAACAAAGACUCGGAGGAUGCUCUGCAGUUCUCUCAGGCGAUCCAGUCCAUCAAUGAGGCUGUGGAUAACAAGGACUCGUCUCAGACGCUGGCAGCUCUGCGUUCACCUGCCGGUGGUCUGUACGGAGUCACAUCUGAAUGUGCUCAGACCUACCAGGACGACCUGUUUCGAAUUAAAGAGGACAAGAAAAAGGAAGGGUAUAAUGGCAGUGAAUGGAUGAAACAUUGGGUGAAGGGAGGACACAACUACUACUAUAACCUCAAGACUGGACAAGGCAGCUGGGAAGAGCCUGCAGACUUUAUUCCAAACAACACUGAGCUCAACAAGGAGGAAAUACAGUCUGUUGUGUCAGGAGUAACUACAGCAUAUAACCGGGAGCAGCUGUGGUUGGCCAAUGAGAGUCUGAUCGCCAAGCUGCAGGCCCGGUGCCGUGGUUUUAUGGUGCGACGUGGAAUGAAAGAUCGUCUUGCGUUCUUGAAGUCUCAGGAGCCGUCCGUCACAUGCAUACAGGCCCACUGGAGAGGCUACAAGGACAAAAAGAAGUACAAAGACAGGAAGCAGUACCUGAAGGAUCACGCUGAUGAUGCUGUCAAGAUUCAGUCAAUGGUCAGGAUGCACCAAGCUCGCAAAAAAUACAGAGACCGUCUGCAGUACUUCAAAGACCAUAUUAAUGAUGUGGUGAAAAUUCAGGCUUUUAUUCGAGCCAACAAAGCAAGAGAUGACUACAAAACACUCAUCAAUGCAGAUGAUCCUCCAAUGGGAGUUGUUCGUAAGUUUGUCCACCUGCUGGAUCACAGCGAUCAGGACUUCCAGGAAGAGCUGGAUCUGAUGCGGCUAAGAGAAGAGGUGAUCACCAACAUCCGCUCCAACCAGCAGCUGGAGAACGACCUUAAUCUGAUGGACAUCAAGAUCGGCCUGCUGGUGAAAAACAAGAUCACCCUUCAGGAGGUGGUCUCUCACAGCAAGAAGCUCACCAAGAAGAACAAGGGCGAGCUGUCCAACCUCAUGAUGAUGAACAAGCAGAAAGGAGGCCUGAAGGCACUUAGUAAAGAGAAGAGGGAGAAGCUAGAGGCAUAUCAGUUCCUCUUUUACCUCUUACAGACAAAUCCAACCUACCUGGCCAAGCUGAUCUUUCAGAUGCCACAGAACAAGUCCACCAAGUUCAUGGAUUCUGUCAUUUUCACAUUGUACAACUACGCUUCUAAUCAGCGUGAAGAGUACCUCUUGCUCAAUCUUUUCAAAACGGCCCUGCAGGAGGAGAUCAAAUCAAAAGUGGACCACAUCCAGGAGAUCGUCACAGGAAACCCAACGGUCAUUAAGAUGGUGGUGAGCUUUAACAGAGGAGCCCGAGGUCAGAACGCACUCCGGCAGAUCCUGGCUCCGGUCGUGAAAGAAAUCAUGGAUGACAAGACCCUCAACAUUAAAACUGACCCAGUCGACAUAUACAAGAGCUGGGUGAACCAGAUGGAGAGUCAAACUGGAGAGGCCAGUAAAUUGCCGUAUGAUGUGACUCCAGAACAGGCAAUGAGUCACGAGGAAGUUCGAACCCGCCUGGAAGCCUCCAUCAAGAACAUGAGGACGGUCACAGACAAAUUCCUCUCGGCCAUAAUUGUUUCUGUGGAUAAAAUCCCAUAUGGCAUGCGGUUCAUUGCCAAGACGCUGAAGGACACACUUAACGAAAGGUUCCCUGAUGCCACAGAGGAUGAGCUUUUGAAGAUUGUGGGCAACCUGCUGUACUACCGCUACAUGAACCCUGCCAUUGUGGCUCCUGAUGCCUUUGACAUCAUCGAUCUAUCGGCUGGAGGACAGCUGACCAACGAACAGAGGCGAAACCUGGGAUCAAUCGCCAAAAUGUUGCAGCACGCAGCCUCCAACAAGAUGUUCCUCGGAGACAACGCCCAUCUGAACCCCAUCAAUGAAUACCUCUCUAACUCCUACCAGAAAUUUAGACGUUUCUUUUUGUCUGCUUGUGACGCCCCCUCUUUGGAAGACAAGUUCAAUGUGGAUCAGUACUCUGACCUGGUCACCUUGACCAAGCCUGUGAUCUACAUUUCCAUUGGGGAGAUCAUCAACACUCACACGCUCUUGCUAGAUCACCAGGAUGCCAUCGCACCAGACCACAAUGAUCCUAUUCAUGAGCUGCUAGAUGACCUGGGAGAGGUGCCCACCAUUGAGUCUCUAAUAGGUGAGAGCCCACUCCCCGCUGAUGAUCCUAAUAAGGAAAUGAUGGGUAAGACCGAAGUCUCUCUCACCCUCACCAACAAAUUUGAUGUUCCUGAUGAGGCCAAUGUUGAAAUGGAUGCCAAGACCCUCCUCCUCAACACCAAGAGGCUCAUAGUAGAUGUGAUCAGGUUUCAGCCAGGAGAGACACUCACUGAGAUUCUGGAGACGGUUGCUACACAAGAACAGGAAGCCGAUUACCAACGUGCCAUGCAGCGACGGGCCAUUCGUGAUGCUAAGACCCCGGAGAAGAUGAAGCAAGCCAAACCAGUUGUGGAUGACAGCCUUACCUUACAAGGCAAGAAGGACAAAAUCAAGAGCAACUUGCAAAGGCUAGGAGAGUUGGGCAAAGUUCACCCUGAGAAGAAAUACCAGGAUCUGAUCAAUGACAUUUCUAAGGACAUCCGGAACCAGAGGCGAUACCGUCAGAGGCGAAAGGCAGAAUUGGUGAAGCUUCAGCAGACCAAUGCAGCCCUGAACUCCAAGACCAAUUUCUACAAUGUGCAGAUUGACUACUACAAUCAAUACAUCAAGACCUGCAUGGACAAUUUAGCCAGCAAGGGCAAAGUUUCUAAGAAACCUGGAGACAAUAAGGCGAAGAAGAGUAAGCAGGUAUCGCAGAAGUACACCGCAGCCCGUCUGCACGAGAAGGGAGUGCUCAUUGACAUCGAGGAUCUGCAGCCAAAUCAGUAUAAGAAUGUCAUUUUCGAGAUCUCACCAUCUGAGGUUGUAGGCGUGUUUGAGGUGAAAGCUAAGCUUAUGGGAGUCCAUUUGGAGACGUUAUUGUUAGAAUACCAGGACCUGCUCCAGUUGCAGUACGAGGGGGUGGCAGUGAUGAAGCUGUUCGAUCGAGCUACUGUAAAUGUUAACCUCCUGGUUUUCCUGCUCAACAAGAAGUUCUACGGCAAAUAGAAACGCAGAGGGAAUGACAAGACUGUUUCAUACAAAGUGAAGCCCAGACCACAUUCAUCUUUAAAGUUUAGAUGUCUUUCCUGCACUACUCUGAGUGUGCUUUUCUUGAAGGAUAGAUUCCUUGAAUGUACAUUAUUAAAUUGUCACAGACCACCAACAUGUAUCUUCCGGACAUGUAACGGUUGACUUUCUGUUUUUACUGAGAUGUAAGUGUCCAAAAGAGUAUCAAUAAUAGUUUGCUUUGAUCUUUUGCAGACUGUGCUUGCAUGAGCUUUGAAUACUGUAUAUGUUAUAUGUAAAAUUUUUAUUACCUAAUCUAUUCUAAGGGAUAAACAAUUUGAAAAUUGUUUCUAAUUAUCCUUAUCAUGUAGGAGAGUGGUGAGCCACAUUCCUCCAAAUGUUACCAAAAUAUAUUUUAUCAGAGUAAUUUUUGUCUCUUUAUUUGUAAAUCCUGAAUGGGUAUAUUUCAUUGGCUAGUUGAAAAAUGAGGACUUGUUGGAAAAUAUUUUUUGCUGAAUGAAUUUUGUGUUUACGUCCCUCUAAUUUGUGCACCCUUGUCCAUUUUUUAAAAGGUGCCUUGACUUUAAUAAAAUUUGAGAAGCCUGAUCAUAUCAAAAUGUAGUGCUUAUAAUGUCAGUCCAUCUCAUUGUCUGUUGUUAUUAUUUGACUCAAGGUUGACGGAUGGUUACAUAUUUGUAUUGAUAUGUAACGAUACUGAUUAUUGAUGCUGGUUUAUACACUUAUUAUGAGAAAAUAGUGAUGACAUAAACAGAUUAAUUCUGAAAUUUAUGUACAGACAUUUUUUUUUCUUUUUACAAAAAAAAAAUUUCAAGGAUCAAUCCCAUCAUUAAAAAAAGAUUCAUGUUUUAGAGAAAACAUAACAUUUAUUGCAACCGUUCUGGUGUUUUGACUGAGAUGUUCUCAGUUGCUGUACCGUUAAAGCUGUGUCCCGAUGUUUUAUAUUCAAAUGCUUUAUGAAGGUGUGUAUUUUUUCCAUAUGUGCAUUCAAUAUAGAAUGCCAGCUGGUAGCUGUGUGGAAUAUGAACUGCAGUGUGGUUGAAAUUUCUUAGUAUCACAGUCGUUUUCCUGAUCUUACCUUUAACACUUGAACGGUAGUUCAGAAAGAUGCUGGUCAGAAAAUUACAUUUCACUACCCAGUGUUACAUAUGGCAAAAAUAAUAAGAGUGAAAGCUGAUAUUCUUUAACCUCAUUGUAUGGUUCAAAACACAAAAUGCUUGAAUAUCUACUCCUAUGUUUUGUUUUGAUUUAUUACAGAUAGCUCGAGCAAUUAUUUGUUAAGCUGUUCCACUGCUAAAACUAUUAAUAAAAUCUAUAAAUGAAAA
This is a messenger RNA of Carassius gibelio (silver crucian carp), 6636 nucleotides long. Its product is annotated as ras GTPase-activating-like protein IQGAP1. The transcript is spliced from 37 exons. Gene Ontology annotation, molecular function: GTPase activator activity; actin filament binding; calmodulin binding. Gene Ontology annotation, biological process: regulation of actin cytoskeleton organization; regulation of GTPase activity. Gene Ontology annotation, cellular component: cytoplasm; nucleus. The record is from RefSeq and is a predicted model, not a curated record. NCBI's taxonomy places the organism in Eukaryota, Metazoa, Chordata, Actinopteri, Cypriniformes, Cyprinidae. The coding region runs from base 326 to 5293 and encodes 1655 amino acids.